AACACCCGCAGGGAAACUUUCCGUACACGGGUGUUCGCGACGACUGCUACCUGGGCACGGUGUCCUUCUUCCUCCUCGACACCUUGUGCGCGGAAACGCCGGACGACUUUUUCAACAAACUGAAAAACGUCCUGCUCUACCUGGAAGGGUUGAUCUUUUACGGCGACGCCGACAGUGAGGUCCGGCAGGAGUUUGGGGACAGCAAGGUCGAAAUGGGCAAGGCGAUCCACGACUAUGACAGUGAACAUUCAGAGGAGCAAAAGUACCGCGCCAGCGUCUACUCCGGGGACGUUUUCAACGCAACUGGUAUUUCCGCUGGACGAAAUGCUGACGCUGCAACAGAGGUGGCGGCGUCACCAGACACAACUUCGCAAAAGUUUUCGACGAAGGAGCAGGCUGCCUUCGAGUGGAACCGGGGAAAGGAACACUGGCAGCAACUGCAGGGCGGUGGAGACGAGGAAGUACUAGAGCAGGGCAGUCUAAUGUCCAACACUCAAGCUGGUACUUCUCCGGGAGAAGCCGCCGAAGGAUCCUCGCCACCCUCUGCAACUUACCCAGGCUCGCACACGAUUCAAGAUUACAUGCAGGGCACGAGUGCAGCGGGAGAGACCCGGUCGGCGAGCGAAAAGACCGCGCGGAAGGCGGGUAGCAACUUGCACGCGUACUCGUCGCUCGUGAUGCAGUCCGGAUGGCCAGUCUUUGUGCUGUUCAAUGACAUCUCCGAAGUGGUCACAGCGAACAUGCUGCCGCACUUGCCGAACCAGUGCGACUUGCUGGAUACGGACUCCGACGUGGCGAAAAAUUCCAACUUGUUGGAGUUCUUCACCAACUACACGAAAGGCGUUUAUGUCGGCGUGGAAAAAGAGCAUCACAUCCCGCUGGUGAAUCCGGACCGCGUCCUGAAAUUCGAGGAGGCCGUGAAACAGUGGGGAAAGAGUAACCAGGGAGAUGUGUUAACGACCGAUAGUAGUACAACUACCGCAGAAGUCACGCAGCGACGGCCGCCCACGGAGGUAGCGCAGGCAAAGGACUUUCAAGGAAGGGCGUUCAGUUCGGAGUCAUCAACAACAUCUCCGACAGCAGACAGUACCGCCACUAGCAGUCGCGCACAGCUCCCGCCUUUACUUGACUUGGAGAAGGUGCUGGUUCGUUCGAGACAAGGGAAUCCCACCUACCGCGCAAAGAUCUCCGUGGACGCGGAGUCUCUACUCAACGACCCGCGGAACUGCCCCUUCGCGCAAGCGGCCGCGGCCUUCGUUGGCGCCUACAAGGAGGUCGACCUGAAAGAUCGGCAGGCGUGGGUGUUCCUCGCGUUCGACUUGCUUAAGUCCUGGGACGCGUUCGCCACGGACCGGUCCGGGUACGACCGCCGUUUUUUCUACGAUUUGCUGACGACACGAUGGCCUAUUUUGCGGUUCCUGGCCAGCUGGUUCGAGGAGCAGCAGGUGUUUCAGUUUCCGGGCCGGUACGACCGCAAAGAACAGCUGCUGCGCGCACUCAAGCAGAACCAAAUUUUCAUGAGUGGGAAGGACUUUCCAGGCAUUCGCUCCAACACGGACCAUGAGACCUGCAGGAAAAAUGAAGAAAAUUUUCUGCCCCACCGGUUUCUCGAAUGGUCCAUGUUUCAAGCGCGCUGGAACCGCGAAGGGACUUAUCCGUUUGCGAAGGUCCGACCUGGUGUGUCUACUCGUCAGACGACCGCUGCACAUGAAGGUACUAGUGAAGAGAGUUCUCAGCAUUUGUGGAAACAAAAAAUUUUGCGGGCCGUUGCCGCAGUGCACGAGACCUUUUCAGACCCCCCGGAUGAACCUGUGCACAACCACGGCGGUUCACCAUUGGCGGCGAAAGAUCCAGGGAGCUUCGCUGUACGGCUGAGGCACCUGCAGGAAGUGCAGGACAAUCUGAAGGGGCUGUUGCUGCGCGGCAAAGAACUCGAGCACAAUCAGAGCUACCUUUGCACCGUGUUACCCAAGCUGGAUGUGGUUUUCGUGGCAGGAUCAAAAGCCGGCGCCGGGUACGGUUCCUUUACCGUCCGGGGUCGCCAGGUCGCCCGGGGCCUGCGCAAGUUUGGUAGGGUCAAGGCAAGAGCGUGGAACUUUGAAUGCACCCAGUACUGUGACCACCUGAAGCAGGCGCACGAGCAGAACGACAAGGAUGUGAAAGAGUACAAGGACGGAGUGCUGCAGGUCAACUGGUACCUCGCACUGUCCGAGGAGGAAAAGAAGACCGCGAGAAUGCCGCCCAUGCCGGAAAUGCCGGUUUUGUUUCAGGACCCGAAUGUGGUGGUGCACGUGAAGAUCCCCUGCAAAUGCUUGUUCGAGCACCUCAGCCUACGGGAGACGAUUCACAUCUUGGAUCCGAUCGAUUUGUUGCUGCAGGACUGGGUGAUGCUCGAGCGAAUGGGGUUUUCGGCGGUGCUGCUACAGACGUCGCUCGCGAGCAGAGACAUGCUCGCGCAUCCGACCCUGUCGGGAGACGGGAAAAAAAGUGCGCUCGGUGAGGACGAGACCAUCGAGCGAACUCUCCACUCCGACCGGGUAUUCGUGUCCGCCGCGUCGUCGGAAGAGCGGGCGGACCAGGAAGUGGGCGACGCGCUUUUAGACCAAGAAGAAAUAAACUUUGCCGUGGAGGCGUUCUCCGCCGCCUUGCUACACGCCGUCACGAUUCAAGAAACGGACGGCGCGUACCAAUUCUGCGAGCUCUUGGAGAAGAUUUGGGCAGCGCUGCGGGACUUGGUGGUGAAAAGCGAGACCGUGCGCAGGUACUUGGACCAACGGUGGUUUGGCGAGAUUCUGUCCGCGACAAGGCUCUUUUCCGCGAACAAGCAGCACUGUGGAGCGACGUCUACGUCGCAUCCGGCACAACAGGAAGAAGGCCUGAAAGAGGUCUGGCCGAUAAAACACCUCGACCGCGCGGGGGCACCCGGCAGCCGGUACCUGCCCGCUCCAGCCGCGGAGCCCCAGAAAGUGGUCUCGCAAGCACCGCCAGCAAUUAUCCCGAUCAACUUCGGUUCAUCAUCACCGUCCUCCGUAGAAGUACACGUAAGGGAGAAGGGCUUCGCUGGGUUCUACUGGCUCCCACUCCACCACAGCAACUUCCAUGAUUUGCGCAACGCGGAGCCCGGGGAAGACAACCCGAAGCAAACGUUCGGGGUGCACAGCACCCAUUACGACAAGGGGCUGUUCGACGAGAUCCAGAAGUUCCUGACCGCCCACACGAACGCGACCUUCCAGCACAUCGAUCCCAACGGGCAGUUUGUGUUCACCGGCGGCCACAUUCUGAGCCCGCAGCAGACCAAAAUCGUGUACAAGACCUUCCAAACGUUCGACUUCACGGCCAUGCGCACCAACCAGAACUGCGACGCCGGGGAGUCCCGGCAGGCGAGCAACAACACCUUUCUGUCGAAGCAGUUCUUCUGCACGCGCUACAAGACCGGGCAGCGACUGCUGAACCACUUCGCGGUCGGCAUUCCCGCGGUCGUGUUCCGAGAAACGGGACCCAUGGACGUUCUGGAGGGGUGGAACGAGGAAGAGGAAGAGGAAAUGCAGCAAGGGACGACGGAGGUAGCGGAGCCAAGUAGAGAAGCGCCAUCUGCUUCAUCGUCUUCAUCUCCAUUGGACGGGAAAGAAUAUCCCUUGCUCGCCUCAUCGGUUCCGGAAGCCCUUGAGAAGGUCGACUUGUAUCUUAACAAGUUUUCGAUCGCGGACAAGAGAAAACUUCGGCGGAAGGUGGUGGGUUUGAGCAAAGAUUACAGCUUGCAAAAUUUGGCCUGGAGGCUGCUUUUUGUCAUCGCCGACAUCGCUGCAAAAACUGGGAAAAUUGACGCGAGGGAUUAAAAGGCCUUUUUUGCCGAACCGGCAAACUGAUGUAACACUAAUGUAUGAAUCGACGCUUUUUUGUGUUGCACGCUACAAGCA
Messenger RNA from Amoebophrya sp. A120, 3917 nucleotides. NCBI's taxonomy places the organism in Eukaryota, Dinophyceae, Syndiniales, Amoebophryaceae. The record is from the annotation of a GenBank genome assembly.